This is a messenger RNA of Fulvia fulva, 1335 nucleotides long. Its product is annotated as 20S-pre-rRNA D-site endonuclease nob1. NCBI's taxonomy places the organism in Eukaryota, Fungi, Ascomycota, Dothideomycetes, Mycosphaerellales, Mycosphaerellaceae. Gene Ontology annotation, biological process: ribosomal small subunit biogenesis; maturation of SSU-rRNA. Gene Ontology annotation, molecular function: RNA endonuclease activity. The record is from RefSeq and is a predicted model, not a curated record. The coding region runs from base 1 to 1335 and encodes 444 amino acids. The transcript has a single exon. Gene Ontology annotation, cellular component: preribosome, small subunit precursor.
AUGGCGAGCAUACAGAGCGACAAGCCAGUGAACACUGUGGUCCUCGAUACCGGUGCCAUCAUCAAGAACGAGCCUCCAGUUUCAACGCUGCUCAAUCAAGCAGAAACUCUCGUGACAGUUCCUGCUAUAAUCAGCGAAAUCAAGGAUGCAGCAACGCGAAGCCGUGUUGAGACUACAUUGAAGCCAUUCCUGACAAUUCGAUCGCCGAACCCUACAAGUAUCAAAUUCGUGACGGACUUUGCGCGCAAGACAGGAGAUCUUGCUGUGCUCAGUAAGCCCGAUAUUCAGAUCAUUGCUUUGACUUACGAGAUCGAGUGUGAGCGUAAUGGUGGCGAUUGGCGGUUGCGACGAGUCCCAGGCCAGAAGGGUGUGAAUGGCGCCCCUCCGGCAAGGGUCGAGGCGAAGGCAGCCGAAGGCUCAGUGGUAAACGAAGGUGCGACGCCUGAGACCAAUGCUGAGCUAGCAGAGAUUCCAGCCGAUGGCGGGAACGUCGUAACGAAGCAGGAGACGGACCUGGAAGGGCAGGCAGAGCCGAUCGCCGAGGGCGAGGAGCAGACUUCUCCUGACGAUGAUGUUGCACAACUUACCUCCGACCUCGAAGCGACGGGUCUCGACGCAGAGCAAGACAUCCCGGAGGACGCAACAGAAACCAAAGUAGACUCUGCGCAGAACUCGGCAGAAGCUCAGGAAGAGUCCGACUCUGACUCGGAUGGCUGGAUCACGCCGUCAAACUUGAAGAAGAAGCAAGCAGCCGAUGCUGGAGCAUCAACAUCACAAACUCCGGAACCCAAAACGAUGCAAGUGGCUGUCUUGACCUCAGAUUUUGCCAUGCAGAACGUCAUCCUCCAGAUGAACCUCAACCUCCUAUCGCCUUCCAUGACCAGGAUCAAGCAGCUCAGGACAUACGUCCUGCGGUGCCACGCUUGCUUCUGCGUCCACAAAGAUCUCAGCAAGCAAUUCUGCUCGCGCUGCGGUCAGCCAUCACUCACACGGGUUUCAUGCUCGACAAGUGCAAACGGCGAGUUCAAACUGCACCUCAAGAAGAACAUGCAAUGGAACACGAGAGGAGAUCGAUACAGCAUACCCAAGCCUGUCCACGGCUCGACGAAUGCACGUCGGUUCCACGGUGGUGGCAAGGGCGGCUGGGGCACCGAGUUGAUCUUGGCGGAAGACCAGAAGGAGGCCGUGAGGGCAGGCGCUGUGGAGAGGAGGCAGAAGGAGCGAAGUCUCAUGGACGAGGACUACUUGCCGAGCAUCUUGACUGGUGAUCGCAAUCGAGCUGGUGGGAGGAUGAAGGUCGGUGCUGGCAGGAACGUGAAUUCGAAGAAGCGUUGA